AUGGAUAUGGGAUUGUAUGCGAAAACGAAGAGAUCUCUGUCGAUUGGCAGCGCAGAGAAGUCAACAAGUGGCCCUUCCUAUUGGAGGAGGCUAUCUGGAUCUACUUUUAGCACUUUUGCAAGUUUGAAUGAAAACACAAACGAUGAUACUAAGCUUAAGAAAGUAGUCCGAUUAAGGAAUUUAAAGCAUGGCGGCACGACAAUCAAAAAUAACUCAGGGAACUAUGAAUAUCUUUACAAUCCAUUAGAAGUCGGUACUAAUCCCUACCACACCAAGAGUGCUCAUCAAAAUGAAGGUUUUUUCGUAGAGUUAUCCCUUGACGCUCUAAGCAAAAACGUGUAUUUGUCCGAUUUGGCCACACAGGCAGACAAUCCAGCUACUCCAUCGCGAUCUUCACCUAUAUAUGCGGAUUCAUCUACGACAAUCAUACCCGAUGCAUCCGAAUCGUCGUAUAACAAUGCAGGCGUUACGAUCAGCGGCAAAUUGAAGAUAUGUGUGAACCAAACAAAGAAGCCGGUUUAUAUCAAAUCUCAUUGCAUCAAACUGAAAUGUUUUGUCCAUGAAUAUGUCUGUAUAGUCGAGUCUGCAAAAAGGGAUGGCUCUGCCACUAAGAGAAUCGUCAAGAUGGUGGAAGAUGGUGACGAGUUUUGCCAUAUGCUGCCUUAUAAAGAGAUCAAAGUUGAUAUAGAUACUGGUGAUAAAAUCUGCUGUCUAACGAGUGGUACACAUGAGUUUCCCUUCUCGUUCCAUUUGAAAGAUUUCCCAGCUAGCGAAUCAUCAUAUUUCGGUAAAACUUUUUACAGGUUGGAAAGUGUCACUCAGGUGGUGAAAAUUGUUAACAAGAGACCUUGGACCUAUGAUACAAUCAUCUUAACAGACGAGGUCACCGUUAAACGUAUUUUAUCCACAGCAAAUUCAAAUUUAAAACAUGAAUCGAUCCUUUUGCAAGGAAGUUGGAACGGUACUGAAUUGAACUACAAUGUUAUACUCAAUACAAAAUUAAUCGAGAUCGGUGUACCGUUUGGUAUACAAUUGGGAUUGAUGAAGGACAUGAAAUCUAACAAAAUGUUAGAAAAAGUCACCAUUUCCCUAUCACAAACUAUUACAAUACCAUGUCUUGAUUCAAAGACUUCUGAACUUUUACAGUCUUCCUAUUCAAAGAGAAAUGAAAUUGAGCUCUACGAAAUUGAUCUUCAAGAAGAUCACAACAAAACAAAGAAUGAUGAUAAUUUCCAUUUUUAUGAAAUCGGUAAUUUAAAAGUUCCACCGACAGACAAGAGUCAACUUUGUAAAAAUUGGCUAAAACCAUAUUAUUGCGAGUUAAGCACAAAGUAUAGCAACAGAGCAAGACUAAAGAUUACCCACACGGUCAUUUUAAGAUUAUUACUGUCCAAUAUAACCGAGCCCAAGUCGCCCCAAGAAGUCAAAGGCGAGAAAAAGCCAAAAAAUACUACAUGUCUAACACUUAAAAUACCCAUACUGUUGGUAGACCAAGACAUGUCAAACAAUUUAUGGUUGCCACCUUACAAGAGAUUUACAACUGUGGAACAAUUUUUCGAAGAUGAGCCACCGAGCUAUUACCAUGACGACUCAAUUGAGCCACCAAACUAUCUGGCAGAAAGGUCCAACUGA
This is a messenger RNA of Torulaspora delbrueckii, 1632 nucleotides long. RefSeq names its product Spo23p (gene SPO23). The record is from RefSeq and is a predicted model, not a curated record. The transcript has a single exon. The coding region runs from base 1 to 1632 and encodes 543 amino acids. NCBI's taxonomy places the organism in Eukaryota, Fungi, Ascomycota, Saccharomycetes, Saccharomycetales, Saccharomycetaceae.